This is a messenger RNA of Phoenix dactylifera (date palm), 2353 nucleotides long. The record is from RefSeq and is a predicted model, not a curated record. Lineage: Eukaryota; Viridiplantae; Streptophyta; Magnoliopsida; Arecales; Arecaceae.
GAGGAUACGGAAUCCCUCCUUAAGCUUCGCCGGCCGCACCGAGAGCGAGCGGUUCCACGCUCGCCCUACUGCCCCGUGCCAGCCCCGCAACGGCUCUUCGCUCGCCGCCUUCCGUCUCCCACGCUUACCUCCCCCACUGCCCCUUCGUCCCCUCCCUCCUCUCUCUCCCUUUCUCAAAGUACCCUCUCUUCCCGAGCCUGAUUUCGUCCAAGGCAACGACGCCUGGAGAGGGGAUAUAGCCCCCCUUUCCACUUAGGGUUUACGUUGCCCUUAUACCCUCCUCGAUUCCCACCGCCUCAGAAUCUUCCUUCUCUCUCGUUCCCCUCUCAGAGACGCAGGAUUACCCGAGCUUUUCUCCGCUACCGCUUCUUUCUCCAAUUCCGAUUCCUGGGAGGAUCUUUACGGUGUAGUUCGUGCUUUGCCUUUCUUCGUUUUGUAAGUGAUACUGAAAUCAUAAGGUCCCUUUGUCCGAUUCGAAUCAAUGAGGUUUUAAUCGCUGGAAAGAUAAAAGGUUUUUUAGUCCCAGGGUUCUGGUUUUGUUUAAGGUCUCUUCCUUUUUGCGAAAAGAUCUUUUGUUGACGCUCUUUAUACUUCAGUUACAGUUUGGAAUUUGGACGAUCCGUGGAGAUUUCACCGUGGUCCGAGUAGGGAUCAUGACGAAAAUCCCAUGUCUGAUUUAGCUUCUGAAGACGUUCGAUUCGGAGACGCUCAAAACAGAAUCUUUUCUAGUUCUACUAGAUCAUUUGCCGAUAAGAUUUGACCUUUGUGAACGGAUUUUCUUUAUCUUCUUUUAUUUAUCAAGUGUACUAGCCUGGCAUUGUAGGCCAGUAUAAAGCUACUUAGAUGGUAUGCAUCACCAGCUUAAGGAAUUUCGUCGUUCGGGCAACAAAUCUGAGGGGUUUCUCUACCAGUAGGCAGGGGCAUCUGAAGGUUUGGGGGAGCAAUCUGGAUGCGAAACUAGAGGUGAAUUAUCCUAAAAGACACCGCAUGUUCAGGGCAAUCACAAAGAUGGUGGUGGAUUCGAGUGCGACGCCAGAACCACCUCGUGCCAUUAUCAAUGUGCUGCCCAAAAAGGAUCGCGAGGAUGAUGGCAGUUAUUUCAGCGGUGGAUGGAAAAGUGCGGAUGGAAAAUUGAGUUAUGGAUAUUCAAGCUUUAGAGGGAGGAGAGCAACCAUGGAGGACUUCUAUGAUGUAAAAAUAUCCAAGAUCGAUGGACAAACAGUUAGUCUUUUCGGGAUAUUUGAUGGUCAUGGCGGUUCACGUGCUGCUGAAUAUUUAAAGGAGCACUUAUUUGAAAAUCUGAUGAUGCAUCCACAGUUCAUGACAGACACAAAAUUGGCUAUUAGUGAAACAUAUCAACAAACUGAUUCAGACUUUCUGGAUGCUGAAAGGCAUACCUAUAGAGAUGAUGGUUCUACAGCUUCAACAGCAGUUUUGGUUGGCAACCACUUAUAUGUAGCAAAUGUUGGAGAUUCACGUGCUGUAAUAUCAAAGGCAGGCAAAGCAAUCCCUCUUUCUGAUGAUCACAAGCCAAACAGAAGUGAUGAGCGCAAGAGAAUUGAGGAUGCUGGAGGAGUUGUUUUGUGGGCUGGUACUUGGAGGGUUGGAGGCAUCUUGGCAAUGUCGCGUGCAUUUGGCAACCGCCUAUUGAAACAAUUUGUAGUGGCAGAGCCUGAGAUUCAGGAGCAAGAGGUCCAUGAAGAGUUGGAAUUGCUGGUUCUUGCAAGUGAUGGAUUGUGGGAUGUAGUGCCAAAUGAGUUCAAAUUUACCACUGAAGGUGUAUCUUGCACUCUGGUGUUUCCAAAUCUGCUACACUAUCACAUUUCGCAUUACUAUCUUUUCAAGAGCAAAUUCUCUCUCGGUAUAAUAUAAUCCAGGAUGCUGUUUCCCUUGCAAGAAUGGAAGAAGAACCAGAGGCAGCUGCUCGAAAGUUGACAGAGGCAGCCUUCUCUCGUGGCAGUGCAGACAACAUCACAUGUAUUGUGGUGAGAUUUCACCAUGACAAAAGCGAUGCAGAUUCUUCUCUCACCGCUGGUGACAAAAAUUAACUAACUUCAAUGUUUCGAUCACUUUUUGGACCUAUAGGCAGAUGGCUGCAGUCUUUUUCCUUGGCAGAUGCAGGUUAUAUGUCCGCUGUUAUUUUUGUAGGUUAGAUAAUAAAUUUCUGUGUGGAAACCUGUCAAUAAAAUUCCCUCGUCAGCCCAAUAACUGACUGUGCUUUCCUCGAUUUAAUUUAAAAUUCACAGCAGCUCGUAACUUUGGUAGUGUUGCAAUACAAAGACUUACGUGCUUGUAUCGGACUCUGAUGACGACAUGAUGUGUUGAGCUAACAGAUAUCCUCCUUGGACUACAA